This is a messenger RNA of Merops nubicus (carmine bee-eater), 2046 nucleotides long. RefSeq names its product angiopoietin 2 (gene ANGPT2). The transcript has 10 exons. The record is from RefSeq and is a predicted model, not a curated record. NCBI's taxonomy places the organism in Eukaryota, Metazoa, Chordata, Aves, Coraciiformes, Meropidae. Gene Ontology annotation, biological process: angiogenesis; Tie signaling pathway. The coding region runs from base 1 to 1488 and encodes 495 amino acids. Gene Ontology annotation, molecular function: receptor tyrosine kinase binding.
AUGCAGGUGACCCUCUGCGUCUUCUGGGGCUUCGGCGUCUUCUUAGCGUCGGGGUACAGCUCCUUUAGCAAGAGCGUGGAGACGCUGGGCAAGAAGCAGUACCAGGUCCAGCACGGGUCGUGCAGCUACACCUUCCUUCUGCCCGAGACGGACAACUGCCGCUCCUCCGCGUCCUACGUCUCCAACGCCGUGCAAAGGGAUGCGCCUUUGGACUACGAUGAUUCAGUUCAGAGACUGCAACUACUUGAAAACAUCAUGGAGAACAACACUCAGUGGCUCAUGAAGCUUGAGAAUUACAUCCAAGACAGUAUGAAGAAAGAGAUGGUAGAGAUCCAGCAAACUGCAGUGCAGAACCAGACUGCAGUAAUGAUUGAAAUAGGCACAAACUUACUAAAUCAAACAGCUGAACAGACCCGCAAAUUAACAGAUGUUGAAGCACAAGUAUUAAACCAGACAACCAGACUUGAACUUCAGCUUUUGGAACACUCUCUUUCAACAAACAAACUAGAAAGACAGAUUUCAGAUCAGACCAACGAGAUAACUAAAUUACAAGAAAAAAACAGCUUUCUAGAAAAAAGAGUUCUUGAGAUGGAAGACAAGCACACACUUCAGCUGAAGUCAAUAAAAGAUGAAAAAGAUCAGCUUCAAGCCCUAGUAGCGAGACAGAAUUCUAUCAUAGAAGAACUAGAAAAACAGUUAGUUACAGCUACAGUAAACAACUCGGUUCUGCAGAAACAGCAACAUGAUCUGAUGGAGACUGUUCAUAACUUGCUUACUAUGAUAUCUACACCAAACUCAGCUAAGACCAACUUCAUAGCUAAAGAGGAGCAAAUAAGCUUCAAAGACUGUGCUGAAGCAUUCAAAUCUGGACUGACAACAAGUGGAAUCUACACUUUAACAGUUUCAAACACUGUACAAGAAAAGAAGGCCUACUGUGACAUGGAAACUGGUGGAGGAGGCUGGACAGUGAUUCAGAGACGUGAAGAUGGCAGCGUGGACUUCCAUCGGACAUGGAAAGAAUACAAGAUGGGAUUUGGUGAUCCUGCUGGGGAGUACUGGCUGGGAAAUGAGUUUGUUUCUCAACUGACUAAUCAGAAGCGUUAUGUUCUUAAAAUACACCUGAAAGACUGGGAAGGAAAUGAGGCAUAUUCAUUGUAUGACCACUUCUCUCUAGCAAAUGAAGAGCUAAAAUACAGGAUCUACCUUAAAGGACUUACUGGGACAGCGGGCAAAAUAAGUAGUAUAAGCCAACCAGGAAAUGAUUUUAGCACAAAGGAUGCAGACAAUGACAAAUGUAUUUGCAAAUGUUCACAAAUGCUAACAGGAGGGUGGUGGUUUGAUGCAUGUGGUCCUUCCAACCUCAACGGAAUGUAUUAUCCAUUACGACAGAACAACAACAAGUUCAAUGGUAUCAAGUGGUACUACUGGAAAGGAUCAGGAUACUCCCUCAAAGCCACGACUAUGAUGAUUCGACCAGCAGAUUUCUAAAUGCUUUUGCAUUAUGUGAAUUAUGUAUUGUGUAGUCUUCAGAGACUUCAUUUGCCGAGCACAUAAAAACACAUCUGCAGCUCCUCUCAUUUUACAGCCCAGAAAACAAGCGCUCGUACUCUGAAGGGAUGGGUUCAGUACAAUUCCUGAAUUGCAAUAGCCUUGGAUCAGCUAAGUCUCGUAUUAUUCAACCGGACAGAAAGUCUGAAGCAUCAACCUGAUACAACAGUGAUUUGGCCAAAAAAACUGAAUAAAAAGAACAUCAAAGAAACUGUCAGACAACUGAAGGACUGUGUUUUACUGAUCAUUUAUGUUAUAUAUUUGUUAGUAAAUAACUGGAACUGUGAAAAAUAGUUUUAGAAAUAUGCAUUUUGCCUCAUCACUGAACUUUAAACAUUACUCUAAUAUAAAACACUUAACUAGAUCUAGAUCUAUUUAUCUCUGUGUCAUGUUUGCCUUUUAUGUACAUAAAAAAAUACUGCCCUGUAAUUAGCUCCGUACUGUAGUUAAAGAAUACAGUCUUUCCCCUCAUAGUCUCCUAAACAACUUCUUACACUU